This is a messenger RNA of Talpa occidentalis (Iberian mole), 2055 nucleotides long. RefSeq names its product interleukin 20 receptor subunit alpha (gene IL20RA). Bases 152 to 1669 code for a protein of 505 amino acids. NCBI's taxonomy places the organism in Eukaryota, Metazoa, Chordata, Mammalia, Eulipotyphla, Talpidae. Gene Ontology annotation, molecular function: interleukin-20 binding. The transcript is spliced from 7 exons. The record is from RefSeq and is a predicted model, not a curated record.
GAGGGCGGCCGCCGGAGGGUCCCCGGAGCCCGGCCCGCCGGCCCUGCUGCUGCUGCUGCUGCUGAUCCUGGCCGCGCAGUUCAGACCCGCAGUUCCCUGUGUCUCUGGUGGUUUGCCUGAACCUACAAAUAUUACCUUCUUAUCCAUAAACAUGAAGAACAUCCUACAAUGGAGUCCCCCACAGGGCCUGCAAGGAGCUGAAGUUAUUUAUACCGUGCAGUACUUCAUAUAUGGGCAAAAGAAAUGGAUGAAUAAAUCUGAAUGUAGAAACAUUAAUGAGACCUACUGUGAUCUCUCUGCUGAAACUUCUGACUAUGAGCACCAAUAUUAUGCCAGAGUUAAAGCCAUUUGGGGAACAAAUUGUUCCAAAUGGGCAGAAACAGCACGAUUCUAUCCUUUUUUACAAACACAAAUUGGCCCGCCAGAAGUGGCUUUGACUACUGAUGAGAAAUCCAUCUCUAUUGUCCUGAAGGCUCCAGAGAAAUGGAAGAAAAAUCCAGAAGAAAGUUCUAUAUCCAUGCAACAAAUAUAUUCUAAUCUGAAGUACAAUGUGUCUGUGUAUAACACUAAAUCUAAUAGAACGUGGUCCCAGUGUGUAACCAACCACACGCUGGUUCUCAGCUGGCUGGAGCCGGACACCCUGUACUGCAUCCAUGUGGAGUCCUACAUCCCAGGGCCUCCUCGCCUUGCUCAGCCUUCCGAGAGGCAGUGCGUCAAUACUUUGAAAGAUCAAACUUCAACAUUAAAGAUUAAAAUCAUCUUCUGGUAUAUUUUGCCCACAUCUAUUACUGUGUUCGUUUUUUGUGUGAUGGGCUACUCCAUGUACAGAUACAUCCAUGUUGGCAAAGAAAAACACCCAGCAAAUUUGAUUUUGAUUUAUGGAAAUGAAUUUGACAAAAGAUUCUUUGUGCCUGCUGAAAAAAUUGUGAUUAACUUUAUCACCCUCAGUAUUUUGGAGGAUUCUAAAACUCCUCAUAAAGAGACAAGUAUAAUGGACAACAGUGAUGAUGGAUGGAACUUGAGCAACGCUGAACCCGGGGGGCAUCAGGAGCCCCAUGUGGAGGAGAUGGAAGUGAAGCACUUAGGGUAUGCUUCACACUUGGUGGACAUUUUUGGUGACUCUGAGGAAAACACCAACAGUGUUUCCCUAACCCAGCAAGAGUCACUCAGCAGAGCAAUAGCCACAGACAGAACUGCCAUUGAAUAUGAAUAUGAUAUUAGAACUAUUGACCUUUGUAUGGGGUUGAAAGAUCAAGAGCUCAGUUUGCUGGAGGAAAUGUCUGGACAAGGAAAAUUAUUUGAGCAACAGGCAGCUUUGGUGGACUGGGGCCCACAGACACUACUGUGCUCAUACACCCCUCAACUCAGAGAUUUAGACCACCAUCUGUCACAGGAGUGCAUGGACACCACAGAGAGCACCCAAGAAGAGCCACUGACCACACUGGUUGAUUGGGACCCUCAGACUGGCAGGCUGUGUAUACCUUCCUUACCUAACCUUGAACACGAUGCAGAGGGAUGUGAGGGUCCUGGAUACUCGGGGCUCAAAGAGGAGGGCCUUUUGUCUACAUUCUAUGAGGAGCAGGCUAAGGACCAGCCACCGGAUGAAAAUGCAACCUAUCUCAUGCAAUUUAUGGAGGAAUGGGGGCUAUCAGUACAAAUGGAAGUCUAAAGCCCAAACUUCCCAUGCCAGCCCCUGCUAUGACAAGGUCUGUGAGUGCAAAAUUAUGAAUGAGAAUGAUAAAAGACCUGGAAUAGAAGAUGUUCACUCAGGUUUUUUCAGUGUCAGUGGGAAUUACUCAUUCUUGCCUCUAUUCCGAUUGCACUUGCUUAUGCUGCCUUGUAUGGAUGAUUGGUUCACGUGUGUGGGCCUCAGCAAUGCUGACAGGCACCUGGAGUAUGGGGCUGACUCACUGCUUUGUACCCACUAAGCUUGCAAUAAAUUUUGACUGGGAUGCAGAAUUUGUCCAGGCGGAAGUACUGUUUAUGGCCUCUUGUUUAUUAUUUUCUAACUAGCACAUUUCUAGAAAUAUAUUCUGUGCACUUACCAUAUUCAUC